Messenger RNA from Schistosoma haematobium, 10212 nucleotides. RefSeq lists its product as uncharacterized. Bases 6117 to 6515 code for a protein of 132 amino acids. The transcript is spliced from 3 exons. Gene Ontology annotation, molecular function: inositol-1,4,5-trisphosphate 3-kinase activity; inositol tetrakisphosphate kinase activity. The record is from RefSeq and is a predicted model, not a curated record. Gene Ontology annotation, biological process: inositol phosphate biosynthetic process. Gene Ontology annotation, cellular component: cytoplasm; nucleus. Lineage: Eukaryota; Metazoa; Platyhelminthes; Trematoda; Strigeidida; Schistosomatidae.
UUUUGACAUUUCGCAAACAAGAGAUUGAAGUGAGGAACUGUUGAUCCAUCAUCAUUUGAAUGAAUUUGAAUUGUAUAUUGUCCAGCGCAAUGUUCGAGGUAGACGUUUCUUAAAGUUUUGGGUUGUUGCGUAAUCAUGCUAGUGGUGCGGACAUUUUGAAAUCAUACCCUUGAUCUGAUCGUGCAUUUUAUGGGUGUAAAUGGGCGUUUUGUUGAUGAAUCACAACAAAUGGCAAGUUUUGACAUUGUUUGUGUAGUCACGACUACUAGUAGUUAUACCAUUUAUAAACAGUUUAUAAAUGGUGAUUUGUUUCGUUUAUUUGUUUAGUAAUUAAUGACUGGAAACACAAUUUUUUUGUAGAGAAUUUCACUCUUGUUCUCUGUUAAUUCGUUCAAAGUGAAGAAUAUUUUAACACAUGUAAACAUAGUUUGGGAGCUUUCGUAAUAUAAUAUAAACUUCAUACUGAGACUGUAUAUGUUAGUAUAUGGAUGGCCAAGCAAUAGUUAGUCGUCUGUCUGAAAUUAAUUGUGGGGUUAGGUUCGUAUAAACGACUGGUGACUUCACUGUUAUUAAUGGUAUCUCGAAUGUGUGAUCAUAUAGUCAUGAAGACCGGCAUCUCGUUAACAGGACGACUUAAGAAAUCAUUGUUCCAACUUAUCUCGGAAAAAAUACUGUGUCACGACUCCAAUAUUUGUGUUCUUAUUGCUGUUUAGCUCGAGAUGUCCAGUUAUCUUAUGUCUGGACUAGUCCAGUCGCAGAUCCUUAUCCCUCAAGAAGUUUUUUCAUUUGAUGUAUAGAAUAUCUGGUAUUCCGAUUCAAAGCCGAGGGCGUGAAUCAACAUGCAGUUAUUGGAUAAGAAUGCUUUCUCUGUGUAUUCGCACACUGGUUAAAAAUUUACGAGAUUCUUAUUCCCAAUGUUAACAUGAAAUCAUAGUAUGCUCAGUAAACACUUUAAAUUGCUCAAUACUCAAGCUCUAGUUCUACAGUCCAUUUUCAACUUGAAUUAUUUCAUGGAUUAGCGAAGUUCCACUUUGUGGUUUUUCCAUUUCUGUCGUUGGUGAGGAAAAUAAUUUCUGUGUUAUCUGUUAUCGUCACAUGGUGGAGGCAGGUGAUCAUUUAAUGUAUGGCUGAAUGAAAUAUACGAUGGCUGCUAGCCUACCAUAGUGGCAGCUUGAUUAGAAUCUAAUAGUCAUGAAGUUUUCAUUCAGAACAUGUCUCAACCAGAACUAAAAGUUAUCCCAUAAUAGUUUUGUUUUUUCUUCUACAUUGGUAGUAAAAUAGACAUUGGAAAACGAAAUCCAAAAUGAACUGUUAGAUGUUUCUUGAUAGACGUUUAAUUAUGCUGUAUAUGCUACACAAGUUGUACCACUGCUUUGCUGUUCCGCUAUGAUAAAAUUUCAUUGAUAAGUACUUCGUAGGUAACGAACUUUUUACUGAAUCUAUUAGUAACAUUUAUGAUUCCUUUACCGUGACUUUAUAGCCGAGCAGAUUUGUGAAGUUCUGUUGUUACUAAUAAUGAAGGAAGUCAAUAAGGGCGAUCAAAAUGUAAGUUUCCCUCAAAAGUCCUGGUACGGCCGAAGGUGGGGAGAGUCAGCUCUCCCUCUUGAAAUGCUCUCACAUGUCCAUGAGUAUGCAGUCACUGCCGGGGAAGUCCUACCCACUGCUUUCUCGUGGCGGGGUUGUUGCUUACAAAAUUGCGAGGACGUAAAGCGAAUGUCCGGCGCCUUAACCGGGUUGGUGGAUAUGGAUGACCCACCUAGGGAAGUUGAAAAACCCUGAUUCCAAACCAAUGGUCACAUGAGCUCCAGAGUCUUGAGGGGACAAAUGGCGUAUGAAUCUUUUGUUAGUCACUGACUGCCAUAAGAAUGCAUAUUUUAACGUUGCUCCACUGCCUUGUGGAUUAGACCUCUAGGUCAAAGGUUCGGGGAGUGGCUCGGCAAUGGUGGUCUUUCUUGACUUAAAAGCAGCAUUUCACUCCGUAGACCGCGAGAUUCUGCGGCAAUAUCUGUCAUUUAAGGCGUACCUCAGAAGUACAUAAACCUUGUGAAGGCUCUUUACUCGAACACUACUAGUCGAGUCAGAGCUUAUGGCGGACUGUCAUAUGAAUUUGCAACCUCAAGUGGUGCCGUUCAAGGCUGUCCACUAUCUCCAUUUUUGUUCGAUUUCAUCACAAAGAUAAUGUUGGAAAUAACGUUCUCGUUGACUGAAGUUUUGGGCAUUGAUCUGCCAGGAGGUUCACUUAUCAGCUUAGAAUACACAGAUGACAUAGUCCUGUUUGGUGAAGACUCUGAUAAGAUGCAGUGUCUUUUGGUAGCACUGAGAAAUAAUGUUAGGGUGUUCGGGAAUGCAUUACUCCCCUUCUAAAUGCAAGUUGUUGCUUCAGGACUGGCCUGCGUCAACACCUGAACUAAGGAUAGGGAGUGAAGUAGUCAAACGCGUCGACAACUUCACUUAUCUUGGAAGUCUGAUCAGCCCUAAUGAGUUGGUGUCUGACGAAAUCUCAGCACGGAUUCAAAAAGCUCGUUUGGCUUUUGCCAACUUACGUGACCUAUGGCGAAGGCGAAAUAUCCGUCUAUCAAUUAAGGGACAAGUAUACUGCGCAACAGUUCGUUCCGUUCUACUCUACGGCUGCGAAACGUGGCCAUUAAUAAUGGAGGAUACACGUAAGUUACUAGUAUUUGAUCACAGAUGUCUUAGAAAUAUUGCUCGUAUUUGUUGGGAUCACCGGGUAGGUAAUAGUGAGGUUAGACGCAAGCUAUUAGGGAAUGAUGGUAAAUCAAUUGGUGAGGUUGUGAAUCUUGAUCGACUGAGAUAAUUGGGUCACGUGUUACGUAUUCCUGAACACCGAUUACCACGACGCUCAAUGCUGACUAGUCUUAGUGAUGGUUAGAAAAAAGUUAGGGGCGGGCAAGCCAAAACAUGGCACCAGUGCUUGAAGUCACUACUUUCUAGUCUUAGCCAUGUUGGUAGAUGCAGACUACUUGGUUGGGGUCCGUGUGACUAUCGUAAACAGUGGUUGGAGGCUCUGGGUAACAUGGCUCAGAAUCGAUCACAAUGGCGUAGGUGUGUAAACUCUUUGUCUUCACUUAAAUUAUGAGAUUAAAAUCGCUUUAUAUCUUUCUUUUUACUAACUAAUUCUUUCUUCCUGUACUGUAUCCAUAUAUGCAAUCUUUCUUUUAUAUAUUACCACCAUUGAUUUAACUACUAUGAAUCUGGUGUUUAUCUUGUUGUACUAAUGAGGUAUGGCAACUUGGACCGAUGUACGUAUGUGCCCUACUUGGUAUAGAUAGUAAUCAGUGGUUUCUAUGUCAGAAAUGUUAUCAGUCCUUAGAUUAUUUUAUUUACGACUUUUUAUCCAGGUAAAAUUAGGUAAGAGGAGCUGGAAGACGCACUUGUUGAAACCAUUAUCAUGGACUCCAAAUAGUAAAGCAAAACAAGCAAAUACCUGCUGGGUGCAACUGUCUGGUCAUCAAGGUUAGUUUCGAACAGCGAGAUAGUUUGUCAGUGUUUUGAAUAAAUAUCGCUUUUUUGAGAAUUCCCCUUUUAUUUGCUAUCCUUCCUUUUAGGAACUGUUAAUACUAAAAAAGUACGUACAUAGAGUUUUGCUGCACUAAGAAAUGAGUACUUGACAUGAAAAAAAUUGAUCCUGCUUAUUGUUAUCAGACACACUUAGAUACUCGUUUGAUAAUAACAAACGGGUUUAGUUCCUCAGUUUUAGAAGUGUUAUCAUAGUUCCAAGGGAAUUUGUUUCGUUUUCUUAAUAAUUUUAUAAAUUUUGUAUUUUUAAAUGCAAUAUGGAAAUAUAUCUACUUUUAUUGUCUGUACUUAAAUUGUUUUGAAAAUGUGUUUAUUUUAUACCAUCUUGUUUCUAUGUGAUGCGGUUUGAAUUCUUAUUUGGUAGAUUUCUUGAUAUCAUGAAAGUUAGAUGCAAGGCAUAAGUAAGCCUGUGUAAACUUUUGUACAGCUUCCUAAUUUGUGUCUGUAAUUUAUUUGUAAGUUGGUGAUUUUUCAGGUUUGAUCAAUUUGGAGCCAUGAAAUUGACUCAAAUAAAAACACUGAUAAACAACUGGCAUUUCAGUGAAUUAAUAAUACGAGGUUUAAUAUUACGUACAUAUAUUGUUAUGGUGUGAUGAAGUUCCAAUAUCCCACUUCACAUUACAAAGGAUUCUGAAGGUUUAAUUUUGUCUUGUUUUUGGUGAAUACCUUAAUAAAGCAAUUACAUCACUGUAACAAACUAUAUUUUUCAACCUAUUAAUCCAAGAAACUGCUUCAGUUUGUGGGAUUCUUUACUUUGGAAAUUAACCUAAAACGAAUCUAAUAAAAAUAAACGAAUCGGUUGAAAUUCCUUAGUGAAAUUAUUUAUUUAUUUGAACACAUAAAUAUUGGUACAAGGGGGCACCAAAUAUAUAUGCGCCACACAAAACAAUGAGAAUGGGAAGAGAAAAAAGAAGGUAAGGAGCGUAAAAUAAAAAAGGAGGAACAAUAACGACCAGAUUAGUGAAAGGUAGUGUAAUAAUAAUAAUAAUAAUAAUAAUAAUAAUAAUAAUAAUAAUAAUGGGGGAAACGGAAAGGUACAACCAGAAGAAUUCUAUCAGUUAAGGAAGAUACAGCAACUUUUUAUGAAGAAAAUAAAAGGUUACAGCAGGAUUGCCACUGGCUUCUGUCCUGAGCCAUAUCUGAUAACGUCUCUAACCACUGUGUUAUACUAUCUUUCGGACCCUAGCCAGUGAGUCGUAAAGGACCAACAGAAGCCAGCCCUUUUCAGCUUUCUUUCGUACCCCGACACCAUGUCAUACACUGAAAUAAGUAAUGACUGUGGAAUUACUACAAACAUUGUUUAAUAAUAUGUCAUCGUUUUUGACCUUGUAUGUUUGCCGUUCGAAGAACUUAAUAAGAAACCUCAUUCAUCUAAUUAAUGCGGAAAAUAAGCGAAUCUGUCAAUUUUUUAAUGCAGAACACCUUUGAUUGACCUCUUCGUGUUUUUUAUAUGCUUUAGAUAACACUGAAGUAAUUGAAGGUCAAAUACAUAUUACUUUCAAUUACUUUUUGUUAAUGAUUCUUCAGGUAGCCUAAUAUCUAAUGGUAAAGGAAGCGUUUUAAAACGUUAUUGCCAAAGUGAAGCCCAAUGUUUACUACAGCUCCAGCUAGAUAUACUCAGAUCAUUUGUCCCUAAAUAUCAAGGCGAAAAGCUGCUCGAUGGUGAACGUAUCCUUUUUGGUGUAAUUGGUUUUUGCUGACGAAAGCAAACUAAAUAAUCAAAGGGAGUCACUAUUCUCACUCACUAAUAUUCUUUUAUUAUACGUUUGUGUAAACUAAUGACUUCAGUAAUUUCACCCAGCUAAACCAGUCCUCUUAGAGGAUUUUAUUAGAAGCUAUAUUAUGUGCUUAUGAUUGAGUUUUCGGCUGAUUAGUUUGUUAGGUGCUCCAGUUUUAACCAUAAAUUGAUAUGUUUUACUCCACCAUCUAUUUAGGUUUGAUAUUAUCUGUAGUCGUCGAAUAAUAGGUACAAGUCGAUCUAAGGUGCAAACCUACAUUUAUUUAUUAAAACACAUAAACAUUGGUACAAGGAGGCACCAAAUACAUAAAUGCCACACAAAUCAUUCGAUUCACGUGAGGGCUGAAAUACUGCACGGAUGCCCAAACCGAAGAAGGUAGUUUUCUUAGGGUGGUCACUCCCCGAGCCUUAGACCUAGAGUUCUAAUCCACAAGGCAGUGGAGCAACGUUAAAAUAUGCAUUCUUAUGGCAGUCAGUGACUAACAAAAGAUUCAUACGCCAUUUGUCCCCUCAAGACUCUGGAGCUCAUGUGACCAUUGGUUUGGAAUCAGGGUUUUUCAACUUCCCUAGGUGGGUCAUCCAUAUCCACCAACCCGGUUAAGGCGCCGGACAUUCGCUUUACGUCCUCGCAAUUUUGUAAGCAACAACCCCGCCACGAGAAAGCAGUGGGUAGGACUUCCCCGGCAGUGACUGCAUACUCAUGGACAUGUGAGAGCAUUUCAAGAGGGAGAGCUGGCUCUCAUAGUGUUGCAGGUAAAUAAAUUAUUAGUUCUUUUCAAACAUGUGUAUUUUAUUACUUGUGUUCAUUUCUUAACACAAUAUAUUCAAAGGUUACGUAAAAAUGCAGGAUUUACUGUACAAUUUUAAAUCACCAUCAAUAAUGGACUGCAAGAUUGGACAACGUACUUUUUCAGAAAGUGAGGUCAUUGGAGACUCUUCAGAAAAUAUUCGAAAAGAUCUCUACUUGAAAAUGAUGUCUACUUCGCCUAAUGCACCGACUGAAAGAGAACAUCGCGAAAAAGGUGUUUCGAAAGUACGCUAUUUGCAGUGGCGUGAUACAAUUAGCUCAACGGCUGAGUAUGGUUUUCGCAUUGAAGCAAUCAAGACUUUUGGUGAAUCCACUCGAAAAGAUUUUCAACACACUCAUACAUGGAAUGAAAUAAUAAAUCACUUUAAAUUAUUCAUACAACACCGUAAAAUAAUUGCUGUAAGUUUAGAUGCUUUUGUUUCAUUUUUUUAAAUAUAUAGGAAUGGUUGUUUUUUAUACUAAACCACUAACCUUAACUCUAAACUUUAACCCUAGAUUCUUGGCUUUAACCUACUUUAACUAUGAACGAUGUAGGAACUCUUAAAGAUCUUUUGCGUCCUUAAAAGGGUUUGAGAAAAUGUUCUCCACUUUUAUGUACCAACUAAUAUGCUUUAGUUUUUCUGAUUUACUAUACGAAAUCUGUGUACUCUCUGUAAUGUCACUAUUUUCCCUCCAUAAAGUAUUUAUUUACGAUAACUAUUUUGUGAUUUGCUAACAACGGGCUAAAAUUGAUCGCGGUUACUUUAAGCUCGUCCAUAUGCUAUACUCUUACCACUAAUAAUACUACUGGGUAACUCAUAUCGAAGUGGACGUAAUUUGAUUUAAACCUCCAACGUAAUUAUUGGAACCCGAGUGUUUUAACCACUGAGAUACUUAAAUUUACAUAAUAAGCUUCUAUUUCGUAAGUGUUUCUUAUUGCAAGAUAAUGAUUAUCACUAUUAUUAGCACACGUCAUCGUAAACCUCUUAUGGUAUUACAGGGCAUGGAUUAGAUUUUACAUUCUUUAGUUUCUUUAUUGUACAUAUACUUUUUUUUAAAGUAUGGCAUGGAUAACACCAGUUUGGUGAUGUUCAACAUACUUUCGGAGUUAUCAACAUGAAUUUACCGCUCUUUUUGUUUUGUAUUUUUUGUAUAGCAAAACUAUUUAAUCCGAUUAUUAAAGUUGAGAACUAUAUUGGAAGUUUCCGAUUUCUUUGCCAAACAUGAGGUUUGUCUUAAUUUUAUUUGAAUUUACUUACUUUAUUAGAAGAUUUAAAAAUUUCUGGUUAGAUUUUUGAACGGGAUUGUAAAAUAUGAAUUUGUUCUUUGUAAGCAAGACUACAACAUACAUUUUAACAUAGCUGGUGUCAACAAAGGUCACCCAUUCAAAGUUCUUAUAAUGUUAUUUUUAUGCUUCAUUUUCAGUCGCUCUUGCAAAUGUUUCAUUCUGGAGACCUUUUCUUGUCUUGGUACCGAUACAGCAAUAUUAAAUUUUGUGAACGAAUUACCUACUUGUAUGUAAAUAAUUAAACUAGUGAGUCAGCUGUGUUAUUUCAUGGCUUGAAAAAGAAUCAUGAACUGUCUUCACUUACCGUUCAACUUCACACUGAUAAAAUCAUCAUUUGCUCAUCCAAAGGUUUCCUAGUGUUAUUAUUACAGGUUUUACGGUGAACUCCCAAAAUAAUCGCCCAUAAAAAUUCAGAUCAUAUUUUACGUAUCAAAUUUUGACAAGUAUUUGUGUUCACCUAAUAGGUCAAUGUUAAACUAAAGUGUAGUAAGGGUUUUCCUAGAUGUGAAGCUGUUUCUAGUUUUGAAUCAAUCGUUUUAAAUGUGGUCGGUGUUAUAGAAGCAUUUGAUCAAGUCAAGCUAUCUACUCAUUAAUCGUUAAAUUAUGCUAUACGACAAUAAAAAGUUCGAAAAUAACUAGGAAUUCCGGUUAGUAGUAGUGAAUUUUCUCAGUUUUUGUGGAUGACUGUUUGGUGUAAUUAUCUCCACUGUAAUUUUAUUUUAAAAUAAACGUUGAUUAUUCAUUAUUUAUUUAUUUGAACACAUAAAUAUUGGUACGAGAGGGCACCAAAUAUAUAUGCGCCACACAAAACAGUCAGAGUUCGAAGAGAAAAAAAGAACAAUAACGACCAGAUUAGUGUAAGGUAGUGUAAUAAUAACAAUGAUAUUUAAAUAGAUCUAGAACAAACAUUGAUGCAGAAUAGUAUGAAUUCAUAAUAUUUCGAGGUUUCUCGUCAGCUGCUUACAACCAAAAAUGUGAUGGAAUUUUUAUAUAGAGAUAGUGUGAAACAACUGACAUGCUUAAUCGGAGGGUUGGUAUUAGCAUAUUUUUGGAUGAAUUUCUCCGGAUAUGCAUUUUCACGUAGGCAAUUGGUUAAGCAUGUUACAGUGGAAAAGAAAACCUGUUUCCUAUACUUGCGCUUCAAAGGAGAUGAAGUCACCGGAAUUAUCAAUCACAAUAAAUUCCUCUUUGAAAGUGGCCUACCCGGCAGCCAAACUGACGACGUUAUGGUAAACGAACUGCUCGCUGAAACAAACUAAAAUCGACAAGUCCUCUUUCCUCAGUAGCUCCAACUGCAUUUACCAAUUCACAUGUACGUGCCAUAGCACAUACAUUGGAAGAACUGAGAGAAGAGUACAUGUUCGCAUUUCUGAGCACGUUCCGAAGAACUUGAGGCUGCGAGGGACUAAGACUUUCAACAGCGCAAUAGCUCGGCAUCUACUUGACACCGGGCAUACCGUCGACAUUCUGCAUGCUUUUAAAAUUAUCAAUAGACAAAGAAGUACGACCACUCUCCGUUUUGCUGAAGCCAUUGCGAUCAAAAAACUUAAACCGGACUUAUGCAUUCAAAAAGAUACUUUAAUAAACUUAUCAUUACCCUGGUAAUCCUUUUUUGUGUUUUGGUUAUUUUAUUCAUUUAUUUAUUUCAAAAUAUUUGUACUCCUCCCCUAUUACCUAAUUCUUAAACUAAAAAUUUUAUUCACAUAUUUCCACCACUUGAUCCUCUUAAAUUAUCUUAACUUUUCAAAUUCUAUUUAAUUAUUAUUACGUAACCUAUCUUAUCCUUAUUAAAUUCCAUUAAUCGCUAAAAUUAUCACACAAUUUAUGAAUUUCACUAAACUAUUACACCACCCACCCUAAAUUGAUUCCCUUUUUAAUCUCUGACCUGUCCUAUAUAUAUAGUUAUUAUUGUAAUUCAGUUAUUUACACUCAUUUAUGUCCAUUGUUUCACACUAUCUCUAUGUAAAAAUUCUAUCACAUCCAGACUAACAUCACGAAGGCGCCAAAGAUGGCCCAGAUUGGCAUAAGCCGCUCUGGCUUUCACUAUACGUGAAUUGAUCUCAUCACUCACGCGACCACCAGCACUUAUGCAGCUACCCAGAUACACGAACUUCUCGACUACUUCUAUCUGCUCACCAUCCAGAGUGAGUACAGGAUUAGAAUCCUGUCAGUCUUGUAGAAGUACUUUGCACUUCGAAGGUGCAAAGCACAUACCAUACCUACGGACACUGAUUGCCAACUGAUUAAGUGCAAAUUGCAUGCCUUGGGCAUUAUCGCACAGUAAGACAAUAUCGUCCGCAUACUCAAGGUCGAGAAGUCUUUCUCCAGGCAACAGAUCCACACCCCCAUUACUUACAUUCAUCAGAGCUGUUUCCAGAAUGUCAUCGAUGGCAAAGUUGAAGAGGAAUGGUGAGAUUGGGCAACCCUGCCUAACCCCACUGCUCGAAUGGAACAAUGGAGAGAGGUGGUUGUAUGCCCUCACUCUGCCUGAGGUGUUUGUAUAUAGGGCUUUUAGGAUGUUAAUAAACUUCUCAGGCACACCCUUCUUCAAUAGACAAUCCCAGAGAACAGUCCUAUCCAACGAAUCGAAGGCAGCCCUGAUGUCAAGAAACACUACGAUUGUUGGCCUUUGGUAAGUAUGGCGGUGUUCUAACAUUUGGCGGAGGGUGAAGAUAUGAUCAAUACAUUCUCGACCAGAACGAAACCCAGCCUGCUCCUCGCGAGUCAAUCUUUCUCGGGUUUUGAACAGCCUACGAAGAAUGACGGAAGCCAAUAGCUUGGACGCAAUCGGAAGUAAACUUAUCCCCCGAUAGUUGUUACAGGAACGACGUGAACCGUUUUUAAAGAUAGGGACAACUAUCG